Messenger RNA from Didymella exigua CBS 183.55, 2071 nucleotides. RefSeq lists its product as uncharacterized. NCBI's taxonomy places the organism in Eukaryota, Fungi, Ascomycota, Dothideomycetes, Pleosporales, Didymellaceae. The record is from RefSeq and is a predicted model, not a curated record. Gene Ontology annotation, molecular function: myo-inositol:proton symporter activity. Bases 28 to 1965 code for a protein of 645 amino acids. The transcript is spliced from 7 exons. Gene Ontology annotation, cellular component: membrane. Gene Ontology annotation, biological process: transmembrane transport.
CAGCGUUCUCGCUUUGGAUCUUUCAUCAUGGCUGACAACCACGCUAAGCUACAAGUUGAGCGACAGGAUGUCGUUCACGAAGAGAAAGGUGCUGUCAACGCGACCAACCCACAAAGUGGAGUGGUAUCUGCGAAAAUUCAGAACCCACUCAUGCACAUGAGUGAAGAAGAAUGCCUUGCAGAUGUCAACGGUUUCGCUAAAGAGCAUGGCUUCGAGGACAUCCAUCCCCUGCUCGUCAAGGGUGCGCUUAUCUCGCGCGACCCCACCAAUUUUGCCACCGUGCCUGGCAUGACGGAAGACGAGAAGGUGGCCAUCGCAAACGAGACGCUCCACAAGUGGCGACAGCCCAAGGUUCUCUACUUCACCAUCAUCCUGUGCUCUGUCGGCGCUGCUGUUCAAGGAUGGGAUCAAACUGGCUCGAACGGAGCUAACUUGUCUUUCCCGACCGCACUUGGUAUUCCAACCAAAGAUGACCCAAAUGCCGAGCGCAACCAGUGGUACCAGGGCCUGAUCAACGCCGGUCCCUACAUUGCUUCUGCCUUCUUCGGAUGCUGGUGCUCGGAUCCUCUGAACAACUUCUUUGGGCGUCGUGGCUGUAUCUUCGUGUCUGCUAUUUUCUGCGCCCUGUCCCCUAUUGGAUCGGCUGUAUCUCAGACAUGGGAGCAGCUUUUCGUUACUCGUCUGCUUCUUGGUAUUGGUAUGGGAUGCAAAGGCGCUACAGUGCCUAUCUUUGCGGCUGAGAACGCUCCUGCUUCCAUUCGUGGAGCUCUUGUCAUGACAUGGCAAUUGUGGACUGCCUUCGGCAUCUUUCUCGGAACCGUCGCCAACUUGGUUGUUAAGGACACCGGCGACAUUGCCUGGAGGCUGCAGUUUGGCUCAGCCCUUAUUCCCGCCUUGCCUCUCCUGGCUGGUGUCUUCUUUUGUCCGGAGAGCCCCAGAUGGUACAUCAAGAAGGGCAAGAUGCAGCAAGCAUACACAUCCCUCAAGCGCCUCCGAAACACCGAGCUCCAGGCUGCCCGCGAUCUUUACUACAUUCAUGCCCAACUCCGUGCUGAGGCAGGCGCCCAUACUGUCAAGAACAACUACAUCACUCGAUUCACCCAGCUCUUCACUGUCCCUCGCCUUCGAAGGGCCACUGUCGCAUCCGGCACUGUCAUGAUCGCCCAGCAGAUGUGCGGAAUCAACAUCAUCGCCUUCUAUUCCAGCACCAUCUUCGAGCAGGCUGGCGCUAACAACACUGAGUCUCUGCUUGCGUCCAUGGGAUUCGGUAUCGUCAACUUCCUGUUCGCCUGGCCAGCUAUCUGGACCAUCGAUACCUUUGGUCGCCGAACCCUCUUGCUGUUCACUUUCCCUCAGAUGGCUUGGACCUUACUUGCUGCAGGUCUCUGCUACUUGAUCCCGGAGAGCAGCAAGGCUCACAUCGGCCUCGUCGCUCUGUUUGUCUACCUAUUCGGCGCUUGGUACUCUCCCGGUGAGGGACCAGUGCCAUUCACCUACUCAGCGGAAGUCUUCCCUCUGUCUCACAGAGAAGUCGGCAUGUCCUGGGCUGUCGCCACGUGCUUGUUCUGGGCUGCUGUACUGUCCAUCACCUUCCCCCGCAUGCUGGCUGCGCUUUCGCCCACCGGCGCAUUCGGUCUGUACGCAGGCUUCAACCUCAUCGCUCUCGUCAUGAUCUUCCUUUUUGUCCCCGAGACCAAGCAGCGGACACUCGAGGAGCUUGACUACAUCUUUGAAAUUCCUCAGCGCACCUUCAUGCGCCACCAGUGCUUCACUGUUCUGCCGUGGUGGAUUAAGACCUGGAUUCUUAGGAAGAAGAUCGGACCCUGCCCUGCCCUUUGGAGCUUUGAAGGUCACGAUGAGAAGGAGCAGCAGGAAGCUGUGCGCAGGGCCAGUAUUGCUGCUGCUGGCGAGGAUCCGGCGCAGAGGAGGACUAGCAUCACGGAGAAGAUUUCUGGCAAGUUCUAAGCCAUCAGCAAGGUCAUGUGGAAGUGAUAUUGGUUCUUGUUCUCAAAGGCUGUAUCGUAGAUAAUAUUGCCCUAGUACGCAAAUGGUACCUUACUUUGUUGCAUUG